Alternaria conjuncta is the source of this 1026-nucleotide messenger RNA. RefSeq lists its product as uncharacterized. The transcript has a single exon. Lineage: Eukaryota; Fungi; Ascomycota; Dothideomycetes; Pleosporales; Pleosporaceae. The record is from RefSeq and is a predicted model, not a curated record. Bases 1 to 1026 code for a protein of 341 amino acids.
AUGAGCUUCAAUCUGGACGCACUCUUCCACGACCCUGAUGACUUGCGUUCUGGGAAAUUGUCGCUUAGUCUGUCAGUGUCCAAAGCGUCUACUGUAGAGCCCGUCGGUGGCCUAUGGCACGAGAACGUAGUCGAUGAAGAGCAGGAAGCGAAAGACGGUGAAGAGGCCCGUCUGAGAACUACCAUCGCAACCUUGAGUCAGCAAUGCGAAUACUGGAAAGGGCAGGCUGAGAAACGAGGCAAGACCAUCGACGAUCUAGAUCGAAGGACUGCCAAGACCGCUGCUGGGUCUGAUCUUCCGACUGACACCGUACGCCGUCUCAACCGCCUCGAAAGCGAGGUCACGCGUCUGCAAUCCGAAAACACGCAGCUGAAGGACACACUAAAGACCAUCGAGUACGAAAAUGUCAAUCUGGGCAAUCAGAACGAUGGAAAGACGCGGAAGCUAAAGGGUGCCAACAAGAAGGUCAAGAUUGCUAAGGACAUGGUGGGGAAGGAGGAAGAGAAGGCCAAAGACGCUCAGGGUGAUAAGCAGCGCCACCUCGCAUCCGAACGCAGGAUGAAGAAAGAACGCGGUGAUGCUUUGGCUGCACUACAGCAACAGGGAAAGCUCAACGGUGACCUGCGUGCGGAGCUUGAGGUCGAGCAGUCUGGUGCACCUCACAUGCGCGAUGUUGCUGCGGACCCGAACAACACCACUGCCAUCAUCCCGAUUCAGUUCGAUAUCCGUCGCACCGAUGUGCAGCCGAUGAUGAGGGUUCUUGAGUCGCACCAGAUGAAUCUCACCGAAAGGUUCAAAGAGUGGUACAAGGACUGGAAGAAGGCAUCUACCAUUGAGGUAUGCAAAGUAGUCGGCUCGGAAGGUGUGGAUGACGAGAAGAAGAAGCUCGAGAAGCUGUAUGGAGAUAUGGUUGAGAUGCCUGAUGGUUACAUGGAGACUGCGGCUGAGCACGAUGGUUGGCGUUCUAAGCGCGCUGUCCAGGCGGUUUGUCGUCAUGCUGAAGCGCGACACAACGGAGAGAUGUAG